GAUUGUGAAAUUUUGUGCACUGAGCGAUACAAACGUAAUAUUAAAACAGGCCCUAAGGGUUAAAAUCAACAACUGAGACAAAAUUAUUAAACACACACAGUGGAUUUUUAAAACUAUCAGUGAAACGCAGAUUGCCGCUCAUCUCCAUUGCCUCCCAUUGUUACCCUUUUAUUCUAAAUAAACCCAAUGCUGUUCUCUCCUCUCUGCCACGUUGCUUCUCGCAUGCUCCCAUGAUGCAACACUGUUGACGUUAACCAGGAAGCUGCUGGUCCCCAGGUCUGACUGAUGAGUAUGAGCCUGACCACAGAGCCCCCUAACGAUGUUCCCGCUGUUACAGAAGUUUCUGACCCGCCAGAGAGCAAAAUGACCACAGUGGAGAAGAAGGAGAAGAAGCCAGAUGAAGUGGCCGAGGAAGAGGAGGAGGAGGAAGAAUAUGUGGUGGAAAAAGUCCUGAAUCGGCGAGUGGUGAAAGGAAGAGUAGAGUAUCUUCUCAAGUGGAAAGGCUUCUCUGAAGAGGACAACACGUGGGAGCCAGAAGACAAUCUGGACUGUCCAGAUCUGAUCGCAGAGUUCCUGCAGUCCCAGAAAUCAGCACACGACGGGAAGAGGAAGGCAGCCGGAGACGCAGAUGGAGACGACAGCAAAACGAAGAAGAAAAAAGACGACACAGAGAAGCUGAGGGGCUUUGCUCGAGGGCUGGAUCCAGAAAGGAUUAUUGGCGCCACAGAUUCCACAGGAGAGCUCAUGUUCCUCAUGAAAUGGAAAAACUCGGACGAAGCUGACCUUGUGCCGGCGAAGGAGGCCAACGUCAAGUGUCCGCAGGUGGUCAUCUCUUUCUACGAAGAGAGACUCACUUGGCACUCGUAUCCCACUGAAGACGAGAAAAAAGACGAGAAAAACUAACAUGGGGCAAAAGGGCAGGGGGAGAGAAAGAAACUGUAGUUUUGAACUUCAUUGUACUUUUGACGAGAUUUGGGGGGUCAGGACGGGGGGAGGCAGAGACAAGCAAGACACCAUCGGACUCAUUCGUAUUACGGUGUAUCAAUCAUUUGUUUCUCCUUUUAUCUGGAUAUAAUCGAACUGUAAAUAUGCUUCAGAUUUGCUUGACAAAACCCAGCAGAAAUGUAAGACAGUGUUAAUUUUAAGAAUCGACUCCAGUUUUCAGAAAGUCUGUCGGUCGCUUCAGUAUCAUUUUUCGGUCCAGUGCUCGUCAUCUUGCUAUGACAGUGUAUCAGUGAGGUGAUGUUUUUAUUAGUUCAUAGUGUGCCAUAUUUUUAUAUACUUGGUUCAUUGGUGCUUUUGAGGGCAGAAACCCAUUAGCUGCUUUGUGAGGACUUGUUUGAUGUACGGUUAUCAAAUCUUUUCAGUGAUUUAUUUGGUCAUUGGUAAUCUUUGUAGUGUUUUUCAUGAACAUGUCUUGC
This is a messenger RNA of Plectropomus leopardus (leopard coralgrouper), 1421 nucleotides long. The record is from RefSeq and is a predicted model, not a curated record. Lineage: Eukaryota; Metazoa; Chordata; Actinopteri; Perciformes; Serranidae.